Megalobrama amblycephala (Wuchang bream) is the source of this 1557-nucleotide messenger RNA. RefSeq names its product phospholipid scramblase 2-like. Gene Ontology annotation, molecular function: phospholipid scramblase activity. The transcript has 7 exons. Lineage: Eukaryota; Metazoa; Chordata; Actinopteri; Cypriniformes; Xenocyprididae. The record is from RefSeq and is a predicted model, not a curated record. Gene Ontology annotation, biological process: plasma membrane phospholipid scrambling. Bases 74 to 757 code for a protein of 227 amino acids. Gene Ontology annotation, cellular component: plasma membrane.
UAUAAAGUCUUAUAGUGUUUUUACCAUCAGAUUUAUUCAUUUAUUUAUUCUCUCUGCCCAGAUACAAUCAAAUAUGGAAUUGUCAGCACUAGAGAACACUGUAAUGAUGUCUUCCUCAGACCCGUACCACUGUCCCUCUCUUCUGGAGACCUUGACCUGGAUUGAUCAAUUGUUUGUCCACAAAGAACAAAGUUGUGCUGAAGUUUGUGCAGAAGUUUGCUGUGGAAUAAAGUCUAACAAUCGAUAUACUGUGAAGAAUGACUUUGGGGAGAGCAUUUUUACUAUUAUUGAGGACAACGAUUGUUGUAACAGGACUUUCUGUUGUGGAGCACGUUCCUUCAAAAUGAGUGUUUUUAAUGAUUCAAAUCAAGAGAUCAUCAGACUGGUGCGGCCGUUUGUUUGCAUCUGCUGCGGCAUUGAGCUGGAGGUUCAAUCUCCACCGGGUAUUACCAUUGGAUAUGUUCGACAAAACUCUCAAAUUGGCCUGCCUAAUCUCACCAUUGAGAAUGAACGAGGUGAACCGGCAUUUAAGAUCGUGAAACAGUGUGUAGUUACCUGCUGCACCGAUGAAACCUUUGAGCUGGUGUCUCUGAAUGAGGCAGUGGCAGACAGCAAGAUCUUCAAACCCAUCUCUAGCAGUGGUCCAAAUAUAGGUGUGCACUUUGUGGUGAGGUUUCCGAGCAACCUGGAAGUUAAAAUGAAAGCUACUGUACUGGGGGCCUGCAUUCUUAUUGACUGUUUGUAUUAUGAAACGUAGGCCGACUUCAGAAAGAAGACAGAAAAAAGACAAAUGUCUGAUGACUAUUUGCCAAAUUAUCUUCCAAUGAAGGCUGAAGAGAAAAGGAUCAUAGACCAGAAUAUAGCAAAAAAUUGCUAUUUUAAUAUUGCAUCUCUUGCACAAAGAAGAAGAAGAAAAAAAAAACCUUUCACAUGGCAAUUCUGUCAAAGAAGCUGACAAUAUACUAUCUCUUUUCAUCUCUUGUUAUUUGACAAAUGAAACAUUAUCAGUUGUUUCAGUUUGUGGCUCUCUCUUAGGUUGCAUGUGUUAUCUGAAAGGAAAGCAAACACAGACACCUAAAGUUCUUAGUAGGUGCUGGUUAUGUUGAAAACCACCACAACUGACUGGCACUUUGGGUUUCUCGUCAUGGAAAAAAUACAAAGAAAAUGUUCCAAUUUAAAAAUUUAAAAUUAUUCUCUGCUGCCUUGAUGGCUUAAAUUAAUUGCACAGACACGCAGCCUAUAUUUUCCCUUUUUAGACCAUUCACCAAAAUAAAGAUUUUCUUUUGUCAAUUUCUUUAUGCAAUAAACAUCUGGAAUUUCUGUAUUUCAGACCUAACAUUUUGUGCAUGACACUUCCAGUGUCCCAUCAACCCACAGACAUGCUAAUAAACCUGCUUGUUGUCUGAAAUAAUCCACUGCUUAUGUUACAGGCAAUAGAUCAGGGCAGGCAGAUAUAAAUCACAAGUCUAAUACACAGGCAGCAGAGAAUCAUAAUCAUCGAAAAACAAACUGGGUCCGCGGUUUUUCCCAUGCAUGGAAUUGGGCUGCUUUAACACU